AGGAGAGAGGAAGCAUGAGUGACCAGGUGAGACACCAAAGAAUCAAAAUCAACGGUAUAUGGAUGCACAUAGCUGAGCAGGGGACAGGACCACUUGUACUGCUCCUUCAUGGUUUCCCACAAUUCUGGUAUUCAUGGCGUCAUCAGAUGGGUUGCUUGGCCAACAAAGGUUACCAUGUUCUUGCACCUGAUAUGAGAGGCUACGGUGAUACUGAUUCUCCUGUUAGUCCUACUUCCUAUACUGUUUUUCAUCUUGUUGGCGACAUCAUCGGCCUUAUCGACCAUUUUGGUGAACAAAAGGUGGUUGUGGUGGGAGCUGACUGGGGAGCUGUAGCUGCAUGGCAUCUCGGUCUGUUCAGGCCUGAUAGAAUUAAGGGUUUGGUAUGUCUUUGUGUUCCAUUCAAGUCCAGACACCCAGCCAAACCUACUGAAUUCUUCACACAAACUUUUGGAGAUGGGCUCUACCUGACUCAGUUCCAGGAACCGGGAAGAGCAGAGAGGGCAUUUGCAAGAUAUGAUUAUCUGGCAGUGAUGAAGAAGUUCCUCCUGAUCAACAAGACAGAUCUACUAAUAGCUCCGCCCGGCAUGGAGAUUAUUGAUUAUCUGGAGACACCAUCUCUGUUACCAACAUGGAUAACUGAAGAAGAGCUAGGGGUCUAUGCGGACAAAUUUCAGGAGUCUGGCUUCACCGGUGGUCUCAACUACUAUCGUGCUAUGGACCUGAGUUGGGAGCUUCUUGCACCGUGGCAAGGAUCAAAAAUCACAAUUCCAUCCAAGUUGAUAAUUGGUGACAAAGAUAUUGGUUUUAAAGACGGUGGUACAAAGGAAUACAUAGAAGGAAAUACCUUCAAGACACUUGUUCCCGACCAUGAAGUCGUUAUUCUUGAUGGCCACCAUUUCAUCCAAGAAGAGAAACCUCAACAGGUCUCUGCUGAAAUUCUGUCCUUCCUCGCUAAAUUUUCUUGUGAUUAGUGAAUCUUCCUUGCAUUUGAAUCUGGUUUGUAAUUUUCCUGUUUAUCAUGUAUGAUCUUGGACUUACACCGUCAUCCAUGCGGCUAGUGUCUGUGCUUAUUAUAUAAUAAUUCAGUCCUUCAAUUU
Vitis riparia (riverbank grape) is the source of this 1097-nucleotide messenger RNA. RefSeq names its product epoxide hydrolase A. Gene Ontology annotation, molecular function: hydrolase activity. The transcript is spliced from 4 exons. NCBI's taxonomy places the organism in Eukaryota, Viridiplantae, Streptophyta, Magnoliopsida, Vitales, Vitaceae. The coding region runs from base 15 to 971 and encodes 318 amino acids. The record is from RefSeq and is a predicted model, not a curated record.